CGUGCUUGAAGCAAUAAAGACAGCCCUGCGGCUCGCGGGUGACAAAACAAACUCCCGUCGGCACAGUCAAAAGUCAAAAGUUAUAUCAUCACCUGGUAGUAACUUCGGCAGAUUUUAGACUCUCCACCCGCAGGCUUCGAACGACCGCACAAUGGCUGCUAGGAAAUGGUUCGCAUCCUUGUUUCCCUCGGUGAAGGCACAGGAAGAGGAGGAUUUAGUUGAUCCCCAGGCCGUUCUGAGGGAAAAGUGCUCCCAGCAUGGCCACGCUCCUGUGUUGUGGGAAAAGUACCAGGCAUGCAAUGACCGAGUCGGCGGACGUUCUCAAACCACCGAAACCUGCGUCGAGGAGCUGUUCGAUUAUCUUCAUGAGCUGGAUCACUGCGUUUCGAAGACUUUGUUCUCCAAGUUGAAGUAAAAUGGCGAAGUCGACGCAAUUGAGGCGCAGCAGUACAUUCAACACACUCGGUUACCAUCGGAACGGCGAAGCUUUCAGCGUCAGUAGUGAUGAACUAUCGUGUCUUUCGACUACGGAACAUUUGAGAUGGCGCCAAAUAUAACAUCAGCCCGCUACCAAACAAGUAUCGCAGCGCGCCUCGUCGGGAAGAUGUUUGUUUUUCAACGGAAAAUAUAGUAAAUAAAACUAAGUUUUCAAAACUA
Messenger RNA from Anopheles cruzii, 657 nucleotides. It is a transcript of the gene UQCR-11, whose product is annotated as cytochrome b-c1 complex subunit 6, mitochondrial. The transcript is spliced from 3 exons. NCBI's taxonomy places the organism in Eukaryota, Metazoa, Arthropoda, Insecta, Diptera, Culicidae. Gene Ontology annotation, biological process: mitochondrial electron transport, ubiquinol to cytochrome c. Bases 152 to 415 code for a protein of 87 amino acids. The record is from RefSeq and is a predicted model, not a curated record.